Molecule: messenger RNA, 1575 nt
Organism: Ficedula albicollis (Collared flycatcher)
Lineage: Eukaryota; Metazoa; Chordata; Aves; Passeriformes; Muscicapidae
Gene: MGAT4D
Product: MGAT4 family member D
Exons: 15
Coding region: 29-1519 (496 amino acids)
Biological process (GO): protein N-linked glycosylation
Cellular component (GO): endoplasmic reticulum; endoplasmic reticulum-Golgi intermediate compartment; Golgi stack
Molecular function (GO): acetylglucosaminyltransferase activity
Source: RefSeq, a predicted model, not a curated record
AAAGGACAGACAAGAAAAUGACUUAGAUAUGAACCAAGGCCAGUUGCUGGAGCUUCAGCAAAGACUAUUGAAAGCUGAAAAGGAAAAUAAAAAAAGAUCACAAGAACUGAGCAGGGCCCUAAAUGAAUUUAAACUUCUAGUUGCAAGAAGAAUCAACAUGACAAAAAAUGACACAGUUGAUAUGAAGUGGAAAGAGUUAAAGCUCCCCGUGCACCUUACAAAUUUGUACUACUAUCUCCCUCACCUUCAAGAAUAUGAAGAUGCAAUUUCCCCAAAUGUUAUUUUUGGGCAACAGAGAACUGGAGUCUCCCUGGUGAUGGGUAUUCCCACAGUGAAAAGGGAAAAACAAAAUUACCUGAUUGAUACGUUGCAGUCCCUGAUACACCAACUAUCUGAAGAGCAAAAGAAGGACUGUAUAAUAAUCAUCUUUAUAGCAGAGGUGGAUGCAGACUAUGUUAAGAGUGUUGCAGAAAGUGUUAAAACCAGCUUCCCCAGAGAAGUCCAGUCUGGAGUCCUAGAGGUUAUUUCUCCUCCUGCUUCUUAUUACCCAGAUCUUUCCAACCUGAAGAAAACGUUUGGAGAUUCUGAGGACCGAGUAAGGUGGAGAACAAAACAGAAUUUGGAUUACAGCUUUUUAAUGCUAUAUGCUCAGCCUAAGGGAACAUUUUAUUUACAGCUGGAAGAUGAUAUUAUAGCCAAACCUGAUUUUAUUGAAAGUAUAAAAAACUUUGCUGCUCAACAGUCCCAAGAUUGGAUGGUUCUCGAGUUCUCACAACUUGGAUUUAUUGGAAAAAUGUUUAAAUCAGAAGACUUACCAUUCAUAGUGGAAUUUUUCCUCAUGUUCUAUAAGGAUAAGCCUAUAGACUGGCUUAUAGACCACCUGCUCUGGGUUAAAGUGUGCAAUCCAGAAAAGGAUGCAGCACACUGUGAAACGGAAAAGUCAAAGUUACGUAUCCGUGCUAAGCCAUCUCUCUUUCAGCAUAUGGGAAUUUAUUCAUCAUUGGCUGGGAAGAUACAGAAUUUAAAAGAUAAAGAUUUUGGAAAAAAUGUAUUACAUAAAGCACACAAUAAUCCACCUGCAAAAGUGGAUACAAGCCUAAGAAUAUACCAGGAAUAUACCUUGGAAAAAGUUUAUAAAGGACAAGAUUUUUUUUGGGCUUCAGCUCCAGUGGCUGGUGACUACAUCAGGUUCACAUUUUCAAAUCCACUAGAAGUUGAAAAGUACUUGUUCAGAAGUGGAAACAUGGAGCACCCUGGUGAUAAACUGUUUAACACUACUGUGGAAGUGCUGCCAGCUGCUGAAACACUAAGAAAAGAAUUGGUUUCUAAUGGAAGUAAAUUUAACUACCCAGCAACCAAAGACGGAUAUUUAAAAAUAGGGGCUUUUGAAAAUGGCAUUGCAGAAGGCAGCAUCAAUCAGUCAAUAGGAAGAAUAAAGGCUAUUCGUUUAUCAGUCAGUUCUGAUUCUCCAGUCUGGGCAAUACUGAGUGAGGUACUUAUCAAGACAUCUGAAAACUGAAAAAAAUACAUUUUUGAUGUGUCACUUUUUAUGUAUUGCUUGAAAACAAGGCUGGC